Physcomitrium patens is the source of this 1754-nucleotide messenger RNA. Its product is annotated as FAD synthetase 2, chloroplastic. Gene Ontology annotation, biological process: riboflavin biosynthetic process. The record is from RefSeq and is a predicted model, not a curated record. Lineage: Eukaryota; Viridiplantae; Streptophyta; Bryopsida; Funariales; Funariaceae. Gene Ontology annotation, molecular function: FMN adenylyltransferase activity.
UGCAAGGCUCCACCUGGGAGGUUCGUGACUCACCGAUGUUCCUUCGUAGUCGAGGAUCUCUUUUCUGUCUCUGAUCCCUGCUGAAGGAAGUGCCUGUCAUAUGUCUUGUGGGUCAUUUCAAGCGAUGGAGCCUGGAGAUCCUUGUCGAUGACUUUAUAAUUGAACCCAGCGAGCUUAUCGUCAAGUUUCGUGAUUGGUGGGAAGAGGGCAGGUGGGGAAUGAUAGGCGCAUUGUGGAGAGAUUGCGUGUGCGAUAUGCCUCUGCGGCUGUGCGACAUCUUUGGAGUUCGUAAUUGAUGUUGGCGCUAGCUGGGUUGAGGUUUUACUGAUGUUUGGCUGGGUUUUGGGCAGAUGGACUUGGUAUUAUUGCCUGUCUCACAUUGAAAUGAGGGAAUGUGCGUGCUCACUCUAAGUGCUGGGGAUGCAGUGGGAUGCUUUCGAAGUGGAGAGGUUGUCUAUUCUGCAUUCUUGGUCUGUGUUAGGGUUUGGACACUUGUUUUCCCCUCUUUGAACACACAAGCUACAGAAUGCACUAUUGAAGGGCUAUUUUUGUCUAGAUUAAUUCCUUGCUCCUUGCACCCACUACCCUAUUUCUCACAUGAUCGAAAUGGGAAAUGGGUGCCUACCUCUACGAUCCUCUUUAUUAAGUUGUGGUAGUUUUGAGACUACUACCCUUGCGACAACCGUAAUGCGUUCUCGGCUUUGGUGGUGGAAUGUGAGAAUCCAUCAGGCCCCGACAUUGAACCUCCAAAAUUGUGCGACUCCAGAAUUAUCUAAUAGCCGUCGGGUCUGGACCAGUGGAGAACAGCAGAAGGGCUUGCAGUUGGAGGCGAAAGCAUUGGCAGGAGGAGUAGUAGCGCUAGGGAAAUUUGAUGCUCUGCAUGUGGGACAUCGUGCACUAGCUGAACACGCAGCUGAGAUUGGCGCACCAUUCUUGGUCUCAUUUGCUGGAAUGGCUGAAGUACUCGGUUGGGAGGUCCGAUUACCAGUAGUUGCCAGGUGUGAUCGUGCUCGUGUAAUGAGUCUGUGGGCGGAACAUUGCGGUGACGUAGUUCCUCAAGAGUACAUGCUUGAGUUUUCCAAAGUGCGUUCGUUAAGCCCAGAACAAUUUGUGGAGAAGUUGGCUUCAGAAUUGAAGGUGAAAGGAGUUGUGGCAGGAGCAAACUAUCGAUUUGGAUAUAAGGCAGCAGGUGAUGCAUCGGACUUGGUGCGUCUCUGUCAAGAGUACGGCUUGCAAUCUGCUAUUGUAAACCCUAUCAUGGAUGCUUCAGAAAUGAGCUCUCCUGUUUUAGUUGAUGAUAGUAGUCGAGAAAAGGGACAAGUGUCGACCACUCGGGUUCGUAAAGCCCUAGCCAAUGGAGACAUGAAGCGAGUGGCAGAGCUUCUGGGGCGAAGACACAGAUUAGUCAUCCGACCGGAUAAGUAUGUGCGGCGUGACAACCUCAUCAGUGUCCCAGCUGUAAAUGCACUGAACCAACCUCCUAGAAUAGGUUCUUAUGAAUGUAGCUUUGUACUCGAAGGAGCUGGUGCCACCUUGGACUCUGACUCCUUAGCAGGGAAUGUAAGGCUAGAGGAGAGUUGCAUCACUCUAGAAUUGCAACAGCCCAGCCUUGUAGAUACCAUAACUCAGCAAAAUCUGAUUGUACUGGAUUUUCUUGCAUAGUUCCAUUCUCUGUCGACAAUUUCUUCAGUUACAGCAGUUGUACCCACGCGUUUCUUCAAUUAUUGCUAUUCCGGGUUUCUCUACCAAAAUUA